AUUCCUCCGUUCCUCAUUCCCGACAAAGCUUCAGGUCAGGUCCCGUUUCGGCUGCCUCGAGAACUAUUAGUCUCAAGAACAAAAAUAUGUCUUUCGAACACCAUAGCGAGAAUGGACUGGCUCCUGCUCUAGGACAGGGGGUGCAAUUCUACGACACCGGGUCCCUGAAUGGGAACUCCAGCGUGCAUCAAAGCCCUUUCUUGGUGAAAGAUGGCGAGCAACCGCGGCUCUUCACAGUUUCGCAGGUGCCCCAUCCUCCCUUCGAGAAGCUUGCCAACCCCGGUCCACUGGGUUUGCUGUCUUUUGCAAUUACCACUUUCGUUUUGGGGCUCUAUCAAUGCGGUGCAGGUCUCCCUGGUAGCAACCCACGAGGCGACAUUGGCCCGGACGCUGCCAUCUUCGGCCUUGCCAUCUUCAUGGGUGGGCUAGCGCAACUCCUUGCCGGCCUGAUGGAAUUCCGCGUUGGCAACACCUUCGGUACCACCGUGCACAUCUCGUACGGUGCAUUCUGGCUCAGCUACGCCAUGUUCCACGUUCCCACACUCGGGAUCAAGGCAGCCUACAAGGGUGACGAGCGCGCCUUCUCCUUCGCCGUCGCCAUCUAUCUCAUCCUGUGGUGCUUCUUGACUUUCCUGUUCCUCCUGGCCGCUCUCCGGACCAACAUCGCCAUCGUCUCGGUCUUCACGACUCUUGUCCUUGCUUUCUUCUUCCUCUCGCUCGCAAAUUUCAUCGCUACCGAACACCCGGACGCUGCUAUCGCGGUUAAUAAGACCGGCGGUGCGGUCUCGGUGGUCUGCGCAUUCCUGGCCUUCUACGCUGGUUCAUCUGGUAUCAUGUUGCCAGAGACAACCUUCAUCAAAUUCCCACUGGGAAAAUUCAACAGUGCGCAGGAUCAACAACAACAACAACGAGAAGCAACGCAUAAAGUAUAGACUAGAUCUUCUAGAUGAUUAUGACUUCUUAAAUGUCUCCGGCGCAUAUAUACCCCUUGGGGAGGUUCUGCGGCAGCUUUGUCUCACCUAUCUUUUCUUUUCUUUUCUUGCCCCCAUUUUUCUAUGUUCAUCAUCAGCAUUUUUUUUUAGCACUGGGUUUCAUUUACGGGUACUUAAGUAGGAGGUUUUCGCCAAUGUCUCGACUCUAUAACUAGAAGAAAUUUCUGCUCUUUAAUAAAUGAUAA
This is a messenger RNA of Coccidioides posadasii C735 delta SOWgp, 1177 nucleotides long. RefSeq lists its product as uncharacterized. Gene Ontology annotation, cellular component: plasma membrane. The record is from RefSeq and is a predicted model, not a curated record. NCBI's taxonomy places the organism in Eukaryota, Fungi, Ascomycota, Eurotiomycetes, Onygenales, Onygenaceae. Gene Ontology annotation, molecular function: acetate transmembrane transporter activity.